This is a messenger RNA of Puma concolor (puma), 573 nucleotides long. The record is from RefSeq and is a predicted model, not a curated record. Lineage: Eukaryota; Metazoa; Chordata; Mammalia; Carnivora; Felidae.
AUGCUGGUGGGGGACUCAGGCGUGGGGAAGACCUGCUUACUCGUGCGCUUCAAGGACGGGGCUUUCCUGGCAGGGACCUUCAUCUCCACUGUGGGCAUCGACUUCCGGAACAAAGUUCUGGAUGUGGAUGGCAUGAAGGUGAAGCUGCAGAUCUGGGACACAGCUGGCCAGGAGCGGUUCCGGAGCGUCACCCACGCCUACUACCGCGAUGCUCAUGCACUGCUGCUGCUCUAUGAUGUCACCAACAAGGCCUCCUUUGACAAUAUCCAGGCCUGGCUGACGGAGAUCCAGGAUUACGCCCAACAUGACGUGGUGCUCAUGCUGCUGGGCAACAAGGUGGACUCUGCCCAGGAGCGUGUGGUGAAAAGGGAGGACGGGGAGAAGUUGGCUAAGGAGUACGGGCUGCCCUUCAUGGAGACCAGCGCCAAGACAGGCCUCAACGUAGACUUGGCCUUCACAGCCGUAGCAAAGGAGUUGAAGCAGCGCUCCAUGAAGGUCCCCAGUGAGCCUCGCUUCCGGCUGCACGACUAUGUCAAGAGGGAGGGCCGAGGGGCCUCCUGCUGCAGACCCUGA